Lachnellula hyalina is the source of this 1530-nucleotide messenger RNA. Its product is annotated as putative transporter. Gene Ontology annotation, cellular component: membrane. The coding region runs from base 1 to 1530 and encodes 509 amino acids. The transcript is spliced from 5 exons. Gene Ontology annotation, biological process: transmembrane transport. The record is from RefSeq and is a predicted model, not a curated record. Lineage: Eukaryota; Fungi; Ascomycota; Leotiomycetes; Helotiales; Lachnaceae. Gene Ontology annotation, molecular function: transmembrane transporter activity.
AUGUCAGACCCAGAAGCCGCAGUCUCUCACGAGAAGACCACCCUCGAUCGUGGCAAUGACAGCAGAGGGGAUGAGUCCGAUGAUUCGUUCACGAAUCCUACGGGGAUCAAUGAGAAGUCUCUAGUGAGGAAGUUGGAUUGGAAAUUACUUCCUCCGUUAACGUUGCUCUAUCUGUUGUCGUUUCUGGAUCGUAGUAAUGUUGGGAAUGCGAAGUUGGUGGGCUUGACAAAGGACUUGAAGAUUACGGGGAAUCAGUACUUACUUACGCUGACUAUCUAUUUCAUUGGAUAUGUGAGUUUUCCAUUACGUCUUGGGACAUUUGAUGGAGCUGAGCUGAUUGUCAAGGUCUUAUUUGAAAUCCCCUGCAAUAUCAUCCUCAAGAGAACAACGCCCAAAUUCUGGCUCCCAACGCUCAUGCUCGCCUGGGGUAUCGUAGCCACGCUCCUCGGCGUAACGCAAAACUUUGCCGGUUUCGUAGUCGCGCGAUUCUUCCUCGGCGUCACAGAGUCUGGGCUCUUCCCCGGUGUGCUCUUCUACCUUUCCAUGUGGUAUAAGCGGACCGAAACACAUUACCGCAUUUCGUUAUUUUUCUCGGCUGCUUCGCUCGCGGGAGCUUUUGGGGGCGUUCUGGCGUACGGGAUCGGGUUUAUGAAGGGGGUGGGCGGGUAUAAUGGAUGGAGGUGGAUUUUUAUUCUGGAGGGGCUUUUGACUGUUGUUAUUGCGGCGCUCUCGUACCUAUUUAUUCACAAUUACCCGUCUACAGCCCCCUUCCUCACGGAGCCGGAGCGGGCAUUCAUACAAGCGCGUCUCAAAGGCGACUCGGACGCUACUAACGAAGAGAAGUUCACAUGGGGGAAUGUCGCGUCCGCGUUUAAAGACUAUAAAUGUUGGCUAUACUGCCUCGGCUUCCACACCAUGUCCCUCCCGCUGUACACGCUCUCCCUCUUCCUCCCCACAAUCAUCACAAAACUAGGCUACAAAGCCGCCGAAGCCCAACUCCUCACCGUCCCACCUUACGCAGCCGCGACGCUCCUCACAAUCCUCGUCGCCAUCGGCGCUGAGAAAACCCAUUCCCGCGCCCCCUUCGUCCUCGCCACCACCACCCUCGCCAUAAUCGGCUACAUCCUCCUCCUCACCGCCCCGCCUUCCCGUCCCGGCGUCUCAUACACCGGCACCAUCUUCGCCGCCGCCGGCAUCUACCCCAGCUGCGCCAUCGUGCUGAGCUGGCCGGCCGCGAACGUGAGUGGGCAGUCCAAGAGAGCCACGGCGACCGCUAUGACCAUCACGAUUGGGAAUCUGGGCGCCGUGUUGGGUACGCAGCUUUAUCGGCCGGCGACGAGCCCGCGCUGGUUUCUGGGACAUGGCUUUGCGGUGGGGUAUUUGGGCGCUAAUAUUUGUAAUACGUUGGUGCUGUGGUGGUGCUUGAGGAGGGAGAAUGAGCGGAAGAGGGUCAGGGUUGCGGGGGGUGAGGUGGGCGAGGAGGGGCCCGUGAAGAGUGAUGAUGAUGUUAGGUUCAUCUUUCAGGUUUGA